Fusarium vanettenii 77-13-4 is the source of this 993-nucleotide messenger RNA. RefSeq lists its product as uncharacterized. The coding region runs from base 1 to 993 and encodes 330 amino acids. The record is from RefSeq and is a predicted model, not a curated record. The transcript is spliced from 2 exons. Lineage: Eukaryota; Fungi; Ascomycota; Sordariomycetes; Hypocreales; Nectriaceae.
AUGGAGGAUACCCCUCGAACGCAGCGCGAAACCUCGCCUACUCCGUCCCCUUCACACCGACGAGCCCCCUCAAAUUCAAGUCUCAUGUCCAAGUUCCCCUUUUUGAAAUCGUCAGAGAAGCGAGGAGGGCAGGAUGGCGCCGCUACCGACGACAGAAACACUACGUCUGCUCCCCGUACUGCACCGAGACCUUCUGCAAGCGUGAUUCAGCAGCAGAGAACGCGCCGACGAAGAGGAUCGCUCAGGAAAGCUGCGCUUCUUGGCCGUGGGGCGCAACGCGAACGAAGAGAGAGCAGACCCCUGAGCAUCGAUACUUCGCACGCCGCAGCGUAUGGUCUUGAUCCGGCGGCCAUUCGGACGGAGAGCCCCACGCAAAUCGAGGCUUUGGACCUCAAUGCCACUUCAGAAGACACGCCAGGCACAUCAAUUGGUGGGUUUACACCUUUGCCAGGGAGCAUUGGCGCAUCAUCUGCGCUGGCCCAAGGAAGUUCGAUAUCACAGUCAGUCGCACAUGCGACAUCAAAUGUGGACAGAGAUGCGGCAUCGUAUACAUCAACGGACGAAGAGGAUAUGCUUCAGAUCCCGAGAGGUUCGACAACGCUUCGGCAAGGACUGUCCAUGUCACCGGGACCAGAUUCAUACUUUAGCAGUUUGAGCUCAGCGGUUUCCCAACAGCGACGGCGGUCAAUCAACCGAGCCAAAUCACCCUUGUCAUACGGCGGACUCUCAACCAACACACUACCACAGCACGAGGACUGGGACUAUGCAGAAACAGAAUGGUGGGGAUGGGUGGUGUUAUGCGUGACAUGGUUUGUGUUCGUUAUCGGGAUGGGAUCCUGCCUCGACGUCUGGAGCUGGGCAUGGGACGUGGGCAAAACACCAUAUGCACCGCCGGAGCUCGAGGACGACGAGACCUUGCCGAUCGUGGGAUACUAUCCGGCAUUGAUUAUACUUACUGGCGUUAUGGCUUGGACAUGCCAAAAUCAGCGGUGA